GAGGGUAUUUUUGAAUAUUGUUGACGACUUCAUCUAAAAAUGAGAAAUACCUACCUUUAUCAGGAAAAGAAGAGAAUGAAUUCCGUUGUCUUAUGAUAUACUGUUAAUUUGUAUGCUUGUAAAAUUAAAAAAUGGAAGUUUUGAAAAGAUUUAAGAAACAUAAUUUGAAAAUACUGAAGACUGUUGGAAAAGGAACUUAUGGAAAUGUGUAUUUGUGUGAAAAACAAGAUGAUACGCUUACGAUAGUAAAAGACAUCGAACUAAACAUUAAGUUACAAGAUCACAAACAGGACAUAGCAAAUGAAAUCAAAAUACUUUCAAGAUUAAAACAUCCAAAUAUAAUAACAUUUUACCACUGUUACUAUAAUGAUAAUCAUGUCAUGAUAUCUAUGGAAUAUGCCACUAGCGGGAAUCUAGCGGAAUACAUGUAUCAGCGAUUUCCGAAGCUCAUAAAUCAGCAGGAAAUAUUGUUCUUCUUUUGUCAAGUAUUGCUUGGAGUGAAUUACAUCCACAAAUUGGACAUUAUACACAGAGAUUUGAAAGCUGAAAACAUACUUUUGACUGGAAAAAAUGGAGUACUUGUAAAAAUAGGUGACUUUGGUAUAUCUAAAAUGUUGGCUAGCGCUAAGAAAACUUCGACGGUAAUCGGCACCCCCUAUUAUUUAGCGCCGGAGUUGUGCGAAGGGAAGCCAUAUGACACAAAAAGUGAUGUCUGGGCUCUAGGGUGUUUAUUAUACGAAAUGUGCACGCAUAAAAGAGCUUUCGAGGCUGAGACCUUAGUAGGAUUGGUUAAAGCCAUAACUAGCGGAAGCGUGCACCCUAUCGACUUGACAGUCUACGAACGAGGCAUGCAGGAUCUCGUGGACUCCAUGUUGUCAGUCCUUCCCGAUAAAAGACCUUCCAUCCAGGAGCUGAUGGGGAAAAUGAUAAUUUUGCCAAUGGUUUAUAAUUUAUUCUUAGAUGCCGGUGACGACGAACUGCUGAAUUUGAAAUAUAAAAAUUUACUGUAAGAAUAAUAGUUAGAUAAUCAAUCAAAAUUUUGAAUAAAGUGUGAUAUGGAUUUUUU
Maniola jurtina (meadow brown) is the source of this 1066-nucleotide messenger RNA. RefSeq names its product serine/threonine-protein kinase Nek8-like. Bases 132 to 1010 code for a protein of 292 amino acids. Gene Ontology annotation, molecular function: ATP binding; protein kinase activity. The record is from RefSeq and is a predicted model, not a curated record. The transcript is spliced from 6 exons. Gene Ontology annotation, biological process: protein phosphorylation. NCBI's taxonomy places the organism in Eukaryota, Metazoa, Arthropoda, Insecta, Lepidoptera, Nymphalidae.